This is a messenger RNA of Corylus avellana, 2126 nucleotides long. Its product is annotated as glutathione S-transferase U7. Lineage: Eukaryota; Viridiplantae; Streptophyta; Magnoliopsida; Fagales; Betulaceae. Gene Ontology annotation, molecular function: glutathione transferase activity. The record is from RefSeq and is a predicted model, not a curated record. Gene Ontology annotation, biological process: glutathione metabolic process. Gene Ontology annotation, cellular component: cytoplasm.
UUUAGACUUUUAGAACUUUCACUGUAAAUUGACUAGACUCUUAAUUAACAUUAUCUAUAAGAGGCACCAAGCUUACAGGGUAAAGACAUAGAUAUCAGUUACGAGCCUCAGUCGAUCUGAUCAAGUGCAGAAACCACCAUGGUUGAGGAAGUGAAGCUGUUGGGCAUGUGGGCAAGCCCUUUUAGUCGCAGAAUUGAGCUAGCUUUGAAACUGAAAGGAAUACAAUAUGAAUACAUAGAAGAAGACUUGAAAAACAAGAGUCCUUUGCUUCUAAAGUACAACCCAGUUCAUAGAAAAGUCCCUGUUCUUGUACACAAUGGAAAACCAGUAGCAGAGUCGCUUGUCAUUCUUGAAUACAUCGAUGAGACCUGGAAAGACAAUCCUCUCUUGCCUCAAGAUCCUGGAGACAGAGCCUCAGCACGCUUUUGGGCGAGGUUCAUUGAUGAAAAGCUCUCCGCAGCAGUAAGGAAGGUUAUCAUGGGCGAAGAAAGGGAAAAGGCCCUAGAAGAAUAUUUUCAGCUGCUGAAAAUGCUGGAGAAUGAGCUCAAGGACUUCUUUGGAGGUGAAAGUCUGGGAUACCUAGACAUCGCAGCAAUGACAGUAGCCUUUUGGUUUGUAAAUGUGCAAGAAGUGGUGGGAGUAGAGCCGCUUACUGAAGAGAAAUUUCCCAUCUUAGACAAAUGGAUUUGUAAGCUCCAAGAUAUGGAUGUUGUCAACGAAUGCCGCCCUCCAAAAGAGAAACUUCUUCCCCAUAUGAGAGCUCAUGUGGAAGCCUCACAAAGUGCUCCCAAGUAGAGAGUUUGUGGUUCACUCGAUUGGAUUAUCGGCCUUUUAUGUUUUGUGGAUAUGUAUUUUCUAUGAUUGCAUUUUGUGUGUGAAUCCUUGUCCGUCUUCGUAUUUGAUCAUGGUACAUUGAUAGCAGAAGUUAAUAGAAUAAUAGGCAUUUGAAUGCAGCUGCCAAGAACAUUUUCGUUAUUAAAUAAUUCUCUAUGAUCUCCACAAAAUUGGCAGAACCUUAGAGAAGACUCUAGUACAGUUUAAUCUUAAGAGUAACCAUGGAUGCUUGGACACUUAAUGAUGAUCACAGACUCACAGGCUAGUUCUAUGAAUGAAUCAACCACCAAGGUUUUGCUUGAUAAUUAACUACUGAUUAUUGAUUAAUCUCCGAGCUUAACUUCUUAAUCAAUCACACAUAUCACUGAUUAAUCAUCAACUUCCUGUAUCUUGAUUGAAGAGAGAGUGAGGUGAUCUAAUAGAGAAGAGAAGUUGGGGGAGAAAAGGAAAGUGUGUUUCUCAUUCUCUGGUAUGUGUUAGCUGCACAGUGAAAGUUUCUGGCCUUCUGUUCUUACAGAAGCACAUGUCCUGUAGUAUACAACAACUACAAACAAGCAACUCCUGUAUACUCUACUUUUAUCUACACAUUAAUGUUUAAUUUACUUAAUUUCUGAAAGAUCUAUCAUCAUGUAUACAAAGCUUAAUUAAUCCUUUCUUCACUUGCUGAAUAUACGAGCGAAAAAGAAAAAUCUAUCAAGCCUUGAAUGCAUAUGGAGAUUUAUUUUUUUGGGUAAGUGCAUAUGAGGAGAUGUCAUUAAGCACAUUGUUGUUAGUUAUGCAGCAUCUGAUCCUGCCUCAAAAUCCCUAUAACAGAGACAUGGCACACUUUUAGGUAAGUUCAUAGAUGAAAAGGUAAAAUGACAAACAUAAAAGAUCUUCAUCAUGUUACAUUUAGUUGGCUAACAGUGAGCAGAAUUCCCGUGACCCUUGCUUGCAGCUCCGGUUAGCAGCCUGCAGCCUGCAGCCUGUGUUUUUUUUUUUUUUUUAAUCCAGCAAGGUGCGGGGACGAGAGAAGUCCGCUGAAGAAGUUUCUAAGCAUCCGAAAGCACUUGAAAGAGAGAUGGUGGACAAGAAUUUAUUUGGAGUUGAUAGCAGUGGAUAUUUAGGCAGUGAUCAAAAGUUGAAGUGAAUUAGAGCUUGGAGUUAUUUUAGUGUCAAGCUGCUCAAUGAAGAGGAUAUUCCCUGCUCUAUGCUGCUUUUGCUCAUCGAGUUUACGGCAACAUUCAAAGAAAAGCCUCUUCUUUUGUCUAAAUGAUAAUCAUUAACCAACAUGAAACUAGUUUUAAGGUAGA